GACGUAAUCACCCAUCAUCAAUCAAGCCAUUGACAUUCUCUUCGUUUCUUUCUUUCUUUCCUUUUUACUUUGCACUGUUUUUCAAAAACUAAUUCUUUAACGGCAAUAUGACGUUUCGAAAUGGAUCGCUGCCGUUCCUGUAUUCGGAGGAAAGUAGCUUGACAAUAAACCAGCCGCAAAAGAACUGACCAAAAUCAAUUUCAUGACGCCGGCGUGGAGGACUCCGGUUGUAGACAGCGGCGACGGGCGUACAGAAGGAUGGAGAGUUUUCAGGUUCUGCUGGAUCUUCUUUUUCCGCUCAUGUCUCAUUUUAUUGCAGUAUUUGAAAAGGAAGGAAAUUUUCGGUUCGAAAGAAAAAUUUGAACUCCAUAAAAAAGGAGAGAAGGUGGAAAAAGAAAAGUUUAUACUGGUACAGUAUUAGCUUACACGUCCUUUUCACGGCGUUUCUGGCAAGGAAGUUUCUUCGAUUUUGACUAUGUCAAUUUCUUAACGACUAAUUAAACUUCAUUAACAGCACGAUUAAUUUAAUAUUUUUUAAUUUAACUUAAAUUACUAAUAACCUUCACUCUCUUCUUCAAAGACUAUUUAAUUUUGAUUGUUCUUUAACUUUCUUUUCUUGUUCUCACGGCGGAGAGAUCCCCGGUCACAGCAGAGGUUAAAUCAACAUGAGCGGUUCACAUGUUAUCAGUCUUGGUGGAUAUGAGGAGGAGGUUUCUAGUUUGAAUCCAAGCUCAAGCAGAUCAUCGCAAAGAAAUUUAAGCCUUUUUCUUAUCUUCUCCAUUUCUUCAUGGACAGCAUCAUGAGCGGCAACCAAGCAUCUCAUGAUGAAAUUAUACUGAUUGAUGAGCAGGGCAAUUCUCAAGAUGCUUCUGCCAUAGCAAUAGGAUUGCCUGGAGAUGAGGAGAGAUUGUCUGUAGUAGCCCAUCAGGCUGAGUUGACAUCUAGUACCUUUGCCAUUGAAAAUAAUGGCCAUGGCUCUAGAACUCCAGUGACUCCAGUGGCUCCCGAUGGACUACUAGCAAUACUUAACGAGACUGGGAUAGAUUUGAAAAGUAUGAAUCUUGCUUCUGCCAAUGUAUCUGGCAGUUUGUUAACAGGUUGGCAUGGUGAAGAUCUAUCACAAAAUCGAAAAAUUCUACUAGUCGUCUCAGCAUUGAGUAUUAUUGUUGGCUUUGGUUCUGCAUUUAUCCGUACCUUGAUGUCCAGACAAGACACAGGGCUUGCUAGUUGGAUAUUGACUAGACUUGCAUUUGCUGGAGCUGCUGUUGGUUUUAUAACAUCCAUGAGUAUGUUCUUGGAUGAUCCGCUAAACUUGUGGGUCAGCCUUGUUGCUUGUGCAAUUUGCUUAUACUCUUUGCUGAAGGUUUAAUGGUGCAAAAUGUGCGGGUCAGCUUUGUUACUUUGGAAAUUUGCUACUACCCUUUUCUAAGGGUUUAGUUGGUUAUUAAUCUUGCCGACAAUUGCCUUAAUUGGUUGUUAGCAGAUGCUCUUCCGCCGACAAUUGCCUCAAUUGGUUGUCAGCAGAUGCUCUUCUUGCCAACAAUUGCCUUAAUUGGUUGUUAGCCUUGCUGACAAUUGCCUUCGUUGGUUGUUAGUGGAUUUU
Molecule: messenger RNA, 1603 nt
Organism: Jatropha curcas
Lineage: Eukaryota; Viridiplantae; Streptophyta; Magnoliopsida; Malpighiales; Euphorbiaceae
Source: RefSeq, a predicted model, not a curated record